AUGUCAUCGCGGCGCUUAGCGGAUCUGAUGCAUCGCAAACAAGAAGAAUUCGACGAUGUCUUGAAUUCCUUGACGUUCUCUUCUACCGCAGAAAAUGACAUAGGUGGCCUUGAUGCGGCGCUGCAACGAUUUGCUGAGCAAAAAGCCGAAGCAUCUAUGAAACGUCGAGGUCCGAUUCAGGGUAUCCCUGAUGACGAUCCUGAACCCAUCCAGUUUGAACUGGCUGAAGAUAUUGUGGCGUCAACCGAAAACUUCUUUUAUGAUGCCGAUUCUCCCUGCAUUCUACCCAGUUCUACACCUUCACAUAUCAAUGAGGAGGAGUUUGUUUUGCAGUCCAGACGCAAACAUUCCCUGGGAGUUGAAGACUUCAAGCACACUCAGCUGCAGCACGACAUAUGGCGGGAUGUUACGGGCUCUUUGAAGACGACCAUACAUCCGUCGGUGACGAUCUUGGGUGUGGUGGCUCCCAGCUCGCAGAUAAAUCAUCCACCCCCAUCACAUUCAGCCGGCGCGAGUCCGUUAAGAGCAUGCAGUCGUCAACAGAAUGGUGGUCACAAUGCAGAACUGCCCGCGUCGACAGGUUUUAGGGACUUGCGACUGCGGCGUUGGCGCCAUCGACGUCGCACCGUCUCACUGAUGGAGAGCAGUGGUGAGGCUCAUAGUCUCCGCGUCUUCGUUUACCUCUCGCCGGUCGACAUUCUCACCUAUCUUCAGCGGCCCUUCCGUCGUUCUCUCCGCAACACCCCCGACUCCACCGACCCUGCUGCCUCCGCCGCUGUCUCCCUCCCCGAUGUUCGCGUGGAGAAUGGGUCUCUGCACUUUAAGUGCUGGGCUCCCUCCAGUUUGGUGUGUUCACCAAACCCCACCGGUUUGGACCUUGGGGGAGUUAACCGUGUGGUUGAAUCUCAACCACGAACGCACAACACAACAAAGAAACCGAGAGAAGCAGAAGGGAAGAGAGACGUGCUGAUGGUACCGGAGGCCGAGAGACUCGAUAAUGGGUUCGAGGCUGCAGAAGAAAAACAGGUCAGAUGGCGUAGGAAAGAGCCUCAAAAAGACAACACCGUCUCUGCCGUGUCACAUGAGGUGGAGGGCGUCUCAUCGACUCUACGGGAUGCAGAGACAGCCAGUAUGGCACCGACAAUCCUUUCAGUCAGCGAACCAUUCGGAACGGAGUCUCCAGGGCUGACUUCUUCGCAGCCACCACCGUCACAACCUCCGUCGAAACCGAAAAGGGCAAAAAGACUAUAUAUGUUCGGUGGUGUUCUGGUGGCUCUUCUAUCCUGCUGUUGGUUGCUCUCUCUCUCACCCUUCCUCUGGGGCGCAGUUGUGGGCAGUUUCGUGACUUAUUGUGUCCUUCGUCUCUACCACCUUGCCAUGGCCUUCCUCUACUACCCCUCCGAACGCUACCGCUGCUGCUUCACCGGCGCCUCACCAGGCGCGACUUGUUGCAGCCUACACAACUCUCUCCUCUCCGCUUGGCGACCGCCCUACGCGGGUCCCCUGGUGCUUCCGCAGCUGCGCGAUCUGCAGGCCCCGCCAGUACCCCAACUGGCCGAUGAGGACCUGCGAUCUGGGCCCUCAAGUGGCCCUCUGGGUGAGUGUCUCGGCUACAAGCUGGACAAACACAAUCGGCCGAUCUACAGGGCCUGGAUGAAUGAGAUUGUCUCCUACUCGCCGGAUACCUAUCACAUCAACAGCACACACUCGGUGUUUGUGACACUGGAGGGGACUCACCUGCGUAUCCAACGUCCCCGAAAAAACGUUCCCCGACGCGCCAUGUUCAAUGUGCCGGUGCCGCCGAGCUGCGGAGUGCAGUUCAUACAUCAACGCAUCUAUGAUAUGCGCAAGGUCACCGUCUCCCUCCUGCCCCGUGGUCUUAUAGAGAAGCGGUUAUGGAGCAAGAAGUAUCCCAUCUGUCUCACCGUAAAAAAUGAGCGGAAUGCACCACCAGUCACUUUGGAGGACAACAGUUGCAAUGUCAUACCCUCCAAGGUAGUUGCAAGAUCCCGAGCGCAGCCUUUGCGUAGUCCUUCAACCUAUGGAUUUGUCACGAUGCCAGACCACGAUGAGGCGCUUUCAAAGGCAUCAGUGCCAUCUUUUCCGGAUGACGGCUCGGCCUACUCUGUCUCCACCAGUCGUUUUCUUCGUGUUUCCACCAGCCCCGGUAUCGUUUCCGGCAAUGCGAUGAUGGAGAAUGUGGCCUCGCCACUGCAGGAUCCUCCCGAAGACUUUCUCCUUGUUCGGCACUCCGAUUUGGACGAGAAGAUCUACCUCUUUGCACGGACCUGUCGCGAAAAGGAGGCGUGGUUCCGACGCCUCAGAGGCGCCUCCAUUGGGAGACCACUUCUAACCACCACUCAGCAGGCAAGCCGCUAUUCUCAUCGUUCUUUGACAUUUGCUUUGUUCUCAAAUUGGGAUGCAUUCAAGCAAUUACUGACGCCGAGCACAUCCGCGAUGAAGGCAUCCGCUUCCUCACCAUCGGUGCGAACUAGCUCUUCCUCCACAGAUGUUACCACGGUAGCAGACUCAUCUGCCACUGUGGAGGAGGGGGCGGCCACCGCUUCCUCAGUCGGCCUCCGUCACUGCCCCUCAUGUACCUCAGCUUGCGAUUCCGACGCUGAACUGCAGAUGGCGUACCUGCGCCACAUGGCCAAAUUCAUGCCUGCCUCGUGGCUUCUGCGCGCCAGCCAGGCGUUGAAGUUGAACCUCAAUUACGUGAGCUGUGACAGCCAGGUGCCGUGGCUUAACGCCCUCAUCGGACGUCUAUUUUGGGAUUUCUUACGACACGAACUCUGGCUCAAACGUGUGCAAGAGAAGAUACAGGGGAAAUUGAAGAAACUUCAUUUGCCCUACUUCGUAAAUGAACUGACUGUAACGAGUGUAGACAUGGGCACGGAGUUACCAGUGAUCAGAAAUGCUGGAAAACCGUUUUUGGACAACCAGGGACUGUGGAUUGAAGCGGAGGUUGUUUAUGCUGGGGGUUUCACAGUCUCCCUUGAAACCAAUAUCAAUCUCAUGAAAUUGCGUGAUAAAACUUGGCGUCCAAACGGAGCCGUUGGUUCAAAACCCCUCCCACAACCACCGUCGGAAUUUGGCAGUGCGGGUGCGGCUAUCAACAACAAUGCAGGCAGUGUGACCACGGACUACCCAAUCGAAGGUGGAAACGCAGAUGGAACAGGGCGGAGCAUGGCAGCCUUCCUCUCAGAUGAGGAGGACAGUGCCGACUCCUCCACGGACAGCGAUCGGGAGAGUGCGCUCACCAAUGCCUUUGCUUCUAUUCUUCCCACUGCCGUCGCCGUAGCCGCACCCUCCACCUUCCCCCCUGCGGCGCCCGCCUCUCCUGACGCCAAGUCGACUGACACUCAGCGAUUUGCCUUCACACCUGAAGAAAACAACGACCUGCAAAGGCCGAAGCGGCGAUUGUACCGCAUAAUGGAUAAGAUCACCCGCUCCUCCUACUUUCAAAAAGCGGUCGACAGCAAAUUUGUGCAGCGUGGCAUGGAGUAUGUCUCAAAUAAAGCCAUCAAUCUCCAGCUGGAGGUGAGCACGCUGCACGGCACCUUGGUGUUGAAUCUCCCACCACCGCCCAGCGACCGUCUAUGGUAUGGCUUUCGCGGCAAUCCAAAUCUUCGUUUCAAGUUAAAACCCAAAUUUGGCGAGACGCUUGUGACUAUUCCUCGAUUCCUUGAGAUUUUGGAGAAAAAACUCAUUUUGGAAUUUCAGAGAGUUUUCGUGCUACCCAAUAUGGACGACCUUGUCAUGCCGCUGCUGAUACCGGAGCCGAUUCUAAGAUGUUCACAAACCUCGGAAGCUAUGACGAGUACCACGCACUGUGAUGAAAGAUCUUUUGGUGGAUCGUUAGCCUCACAACAGGAGGGUGAAGCCGCUGCCUUAUAA
Messenger RNA from Echinococcus granulosus, 3900 nucleotides. Its product is annotated as Testis-expressed sequence 2 protein. NCBI's taxonomy places the organism in Eukaryota, Metazoa, Platyhelminthes, Cestoda, Cyclophyllidea, Taeniidae. The coding region runs from base 1 to 3900 and encodes 1299 amino acids. Gene Ontology annotation, molecular function: lipid binding. The record is from RefSeq and is a predicted model, not a curated record. Gene Ontology annotation, cellular component: endoplasmic reticulum. The transcript is spliced from 15 exons.